UUGAGAAAUUCCUUCACAUUGGUUUACAACAUCACCGAAAAAGAGACCCAGGCUAACACCUGGAACCACAUCAAUGGCACAGAGGCGGACAAGUUCGAUCGCUUCUGGGUCUCGGAACUAUACAAGGGCUGGCCGGUCUAUCGCGAUCCUUCUGAAUGGAACCAUUAUCGUGAUCUCUUCGUGAAGGAGGGAGCAUUUGUGUUCACAAGUAACGGCGGACUCACCAUCGACGUUUUCAUCACUGCCUCAAUCAAGGGACGGGCGAACGGCGACUUCAUCAUGCACCGAGAGAAUGGGACACUUGUCGAUCUCAACCCAGCCACUGGUCGGGCUGUCGGUAAAAUGAAGGCAACCAUCACACAACGGUUCAACUGGGACGGAGUAGAAUUCGACGUGGAGUGCGAUUGCCACUUCAUCAACUUCUGCAUCAAAGAAGGGGGCGACUGGAAGGUGGUUUAUAUCAAAAUUAUUCCACGAGAAGGACCGCCUUCCCCCGUUGACGGCAAAACUGUGCCCAAUUUCGACCCCGAAGAAAUGAAGGAAUAUACUCCGGGAUACCAAUAUCUCUCGGUCGCACAGGCACAUCUGGGUCAUCCAAUCCUCAACGAUUUGCCAACCAUGAACAACGCAUCAUUUUACUAG
Molecule: messenger RNA, 642 nt
Organism: Penicillium maclennaniae
Lineage: Eukaryota; Fungi; Ascomycota; Eurotiomycetes; Eurotiales; Aspergillaceae
Product: catabolic 3-dehydroquinase
Exons: 2
Source: RefSeq, a predicted model, not a curated record